Messenger RNA from Coffea eugenioides, 1775 nucleotides. RefSeq names its product transcription factor bHLH78-like. Gene Ontology annotation, molecular function: DNA-binding transcription factor activity; protein dimerization activity. Gene Ontology annotation, cellular component: nucleus. The coding region runs from base 291 to 1775 and encodes 494 amino acids. Gene Ontology annotation, biological process: regulation of DNA-templated transcription. The record is from RefSeq and is a predicted model, not a curated record. The transcript is spliced from 5 exons. Lineage: Eukaryota; Viridiplantae; Streptophyta; Magnoliopsida; Gentianales; Rubiaceae.
UUCCUCCAUUAAUCUCUCCCUUUUCUCUCUUGCUUUCUCUCCCCUGCUUUUUGCUCUCUGAUCAGCACAUAUUAACCAUCUACUACUACUCUUUUUCUCAUUUGAGUGGAUUUAAAGAACAAAGUUGUCAACUUUUUCCUUCCAACUUCAGCUUUAGUAUCACUUUCUGUUACCUUGUUCGUUCCAAGAAAACAUCACAUUCACACAGUUUAUGCCUUAUAUUCUUCCUUAACUGAAGUACUAAUAAUAAGUAACAAACUGCUGGAUUGUCUUUGUUUGGGAUUCUUGAUAUGGAGAGGGAGAAUCUUCAAAUGCCUUAUGGGAGUGGAAUUGGAGGAUUUCACAGCAAUGAGCUGAAUUGCAGCAGCUCAGAAGUGCAGUUUCAGAAUUGCUUUUUUAAUCCCAGUUGGGACAAUUCAUUGGAUCAGAAUGAUCCCUUUGAGUCUGCAUUGAGCUCAAUGGUGUCGUCUCCAGCUGCGUCGAAUGCUGCCGGAGGAGGAGGAGGAGGAGGAGGAGGAGGAGGAGUUCCUGGCAGUAGUAAUGGAGGCGAGAAUGUUGUGCUGAGAGAACUAAUUGGUCGAUUAGGCAGCAUCUGCAACUCUGGUGAAAUUUCACCUCAGUCUUAUAUGGGAGGUGGAAAUAAUAGUACUAAUACUUCUUGCUAUAGUACUCCUCUGAAUUCCCCUCCUAAGCUCAAUCUGUCAAUGAUGGAUCACCAGAUCAGAGGGAACUUGCCAAUUCCUGGCCACCAUUUGCCUUCUCAUUCAAGUUUUACACCAUUUCCAACGGAUCCCGGAUUUGCUGAGAGGGCUGCAAGAUUCUCUUGUUUCGCCAACAAGAGUUUAGGUGGCCUAAAUAGCCAAAUUGGACCACUGCAUGAUUCUGAAUUGCAAAACAGAUUGGUGCAGAAGUUGGAUUCUGGAAAGCUUUCCAGAGUUUCAAGUAAUCAGUCCCUCAAGGUUAAUUCUGGAUCUCAAUUGGAUGUUCAGGACAGCAAAGAUGGCUCUUUGCAGGAUGGUAUCUCAGCUUCUGAUAGGAAAUUCAGUAAAUUGUCAGGGUCUUCGACACCUGAAAACACAGAAUUUGGUGAUUCCAGGGAGAAUUCUUCAGUCUCUGAGCAGAUCACAACUGGGGAAACUGGCAACAAUGGCCAAAAUGAUGCCAAUUCCAGGAAGAGGAAGUCAAUUGCUAGGGGGAAAGCAAAAGAACCACCCUCUUCCUCCAACUCUGCCAAAGAUGCCAAUGGUGCAUCUGAUAGUAAUGAAUCAAAUGCAAAAAGAAGCAAGUCAGGUGAAGAAAAUGCGGAUGAAAAAGAUGCCACACAAGCCAUGGCAGACACAAAUGGCACUGACAAAGCUGCAGGGGAUGGAAAUCAGAAACAAAACAAGGAGAAUUCUAAGCCACCAGAGGCCCCUAAGGACUAUAUUCAUGUUAGAGCCAGGAGGGGCCAGGCUACUGAUGCACAUAGCCUAGCUGAAAGAGUUAGAAGAGAGAAAAUCAGUGAAAGAAUGAAGCUCUUACAAGAUCUUGUGCCUGGUUGCAAUAAGGUGACUGGAAAAGCUGUUAUGCUUGAUGAGAUCAUAAACUAUGUCCAAUCUCUGCAACGCCAAGUUGAGUUCGCCAGGUUGUCUCUUGACUGCCCAUGGAUUCAGCAGCAGUUCGAAAGGUUGCCCUAUUCGGGAAUCUCCGGAUCUAUGCUUAUUUUCAACUCCCCGAAGCAUUUCGUCGAUUACUACGCCCUUCCUCGUCUCUGGGUGCCUAGGUAUCCACCGUAA